AUGGCCUUCCAAUUUGACACUAACGAUGUGUACGUGAUCGCUUUAGCAUCUGACCAUCGUAUUGUGCUUAAAGCGAAUGGUGAAGUUAUUCAUUUCCGGCAAUAUCAAGAAAGGGCCAAAUCCCAACAUUUUGCGCCUGUUUUCCAUUGCGAGGAAUAUGGAUUACGAAACGUGAGCACGGGGAAAUUUCUUGGAGUCAAUGACCACAAUCAAAUCUCCUGCAAAUCUAGCAACUUGAACGAAUGGGAAAACCUUGUAUUCCACGCCCGUGACAAUGGCUACUGUGUUACUGUGCAUAAGGAUGGCCAUACCGGAGUCUUCGCGCGGUCAGAAAACGGGGACUAUUUGGAUUACAAAUGGGAGUGGGAGAAGCGCGUGAUCCUUCAUGCACUCAAAGUCUCACUACCCAGAACAGACACGUUGGAGAAGGAAGACA
Aspergillus affinis is the source of this 436-nucleotide messenger RNA. RefSeq lists its product as uncharacterized. NCBI's taxonomy places the organism in Eukaryota, Fungi, Ascomycota, Eurotiomycetes, Eurotiales, Aspergillaceae. The record is from RefSeq and is a predicted model, not a curated record. The annotation marks the transcript as partial. The transcript has a single exon.